Messenger RNA from Sitophilus oryzae (rice weevil), 1466 nucleotides. It is a transcript of the gene mts, whose product is annotated as serine/threonine-protein phosphatase 2A catalytic subunit beta isoform. The coding region runs from base 65 to 1099 and encodes 344 amino acids. The transcript is spliced from 6 exons. The record is from RefSeq and is a predicted model, not a curated record. Gene Ontology annotation, biological process: peptidyl-serine dephosphorylation; mitotic cell cycle. Gene Ontology annotation, molecular function: protein serine/threonine phosphatase activity. Gene Ontology annotation, cellular component: cytosol. NCBI's taxonomy places the organism in Eukaryota, Metazoa, Arthropoda, Insecta, Coleoptera, Curculionidae.
CUUUUACACGUGUAAAAAUGUUGACGUUAAAUGUCAGUAAACUUGCGUCCACAGAAAGAACAAAAUGAAAGCAACAACCUCUCCAAAGUUAAAUAAACUGUUCAUUUCUAAGCAAAAUGAAUUUCAGGAUAUUCAAAGUAAAGCUGAGCAGGGGCUUAUUAAUAUGGCGAUUGACGAAAAGGCAUCAUGUAAGGAGUUGGACCAGUGGAUUGAACAACUAAACGAUUGCAACCAAUUAACGGAAAAUCAAGUGAAGACCCUAUGUGAUAAGGCUAAAGAAAUAUUGUCCAAGGAAUCCAAUGUACAGGAAGUAAAAUGUCCAGUCACAGUAUGUGGAGAUGUACAUGGUCAAUUCCAUGACUUGAUGGAAUUGUUCAGAAUAGGCGGACGAAGUCCUGACACAAACUACCUGUUUAUGGGAGAUUAUGUCGAUCGUGGAUAUUAUUCAGUAGAGACAGUCACAUUGUUAGUAGCUUUAAAGGUUCGGUAUAAGGAGAGAAUUACAAUUCUAAGGGGCAAUCAUGAGUCCAGACAAAUUACUCAAGUAUAUGGCUUCUACGAUGAAUGUCUCCGAAAAUAUGGAAAUGCAAAUGUUUGGAAAUUUUUCACUGAUUUGUUCGACUACUUGCCACUGACAGCUCUAGUUGAUGGUCAAAUAUUCUGUUUGCAUGGUGGGUUAAGUCCCAGCAUUGACACUUUGGACCAUAUUCGUGCAUUGGAUCGUUUACAAGAGGUACCUCAUGAAGGACCAAUGUGUGACCUUUUGUGGUCCGAUCCUGAUGACCGCGGUGGAUGGGGCAUCAGUCCUCGAGGUGCGGGAUACACUUUUGGACAAGACAUCUCUGAAACCUUUAAUCAUUCUAAUGGAUUAACCUUAGUUUCGAGGGCCCAUCAGCUGGUUAUGGAAGGUUAUAAUUGGUGUCACGAUAGGAACGUCGUUACUAUUUUUAGUGCUCCAAAUUAUUGUUAUCGUUGCGGAAAUCAAGCUGCUAUUAUGGAAUUAGACGACGCCCUCAAGUAUUCUUUCUUACAGUUCGAUCCAGCACCGAGACGCGGGGAACCCCACGUGACUCGCCGAACUCCCGACUAUUUCCUGUAAUUUUUCAUAUUUGUCAAUCGUAAUAAUAAUAUCAUAAAAAACAAAAUGCUUAGAUUAUAUUGUAUAUGUUAUCAAUUAUAAAAGAUAGCGCAUGCCGAGUAGCGCGCGUUCUGUAAACUGUUAUGGGAAACUAAAUUUAGCGAAGAAAACAAAACUAUUAAAAUAACUUUAAUACAAAAAAAUACGGACAUAAUUAUUUGAAACGUGUAAUUUAUCGAUUUUUUCAUUUUUGUCAACUUUCUCGCAUAGACGACGGAUCCAGGUAACGUUGUUCUUUUAUACAUUGUAAAUUGUCUUUUUCUGUACUGAUUAUUUGAUUUAUAUAGAAUAAAGCUCUGAAAACCCGAUACAUCGUAUAAUACAGGUA